GAGAGCGGCGUCCCCGCGCUGCCGGCCAUCAUGGCGGCCCGGUGGCACGGCGCGCACUGCGGCUCCGUGCUCUGCAUCGCCGCCGGCACCGACGGGCCCGUGGCCUCGGGGGCCGAGCGCGGCGAGCUGGCGCUGUGGGGCCGGGACGGCGUGUCCGCGGGGCUGCUGCGCCUCAACCCCGCCGAGCACGACGUGGCGGCGCUGUCGUUCUCCCCGCGCCGCCCGCACCUCCUGUACGCCGCGCACGGCCCGGCCGUGGCGGUGCUGGACGUGCGGGCGCCGCGGGAGCCCGUGGAGCGGCUCCGCUUCAACGAGGACGAGAUCGACUGCCUGGCCAGCAGCCACGACGGGACCCUCCUGGCCGCGGCGGACGAUUCCGGGGCCGUCAAGGUGGUGGAUCUGGACGGCAACAAAGUGAUCCGCUCCCUGCGGCACCACAACAUCUGCUCCUCCGUCGCCUUCCGGCCGCAGAGGCCGCGCAGCCUCGUGUCGUGCGGGCUGGACAUGCAGGUUAUGCUGUGGAACCUGCAGAAGGCUCGUCCCCUGUGGACCGUAAACCUGCAGGAGUGUGGAACAGAGGAAGACAGUCUGCAGUCAGCCGGGCAGCUCUUUAACCCGCCACUUGCACAUUCCCUGUCUGUCGCAUCGUGCGGCAACGUCUUUGGCUGCGGAGCUCAAGAUGGUAAAGUCAGAAUAUUCCGAAUCACCGGUCUCAAAUUUGAACGUGAGCUGGAGUUUAAAGGUCACAGUCUGGGGGUAUCGCAGGUGCUCUUCAUGCCAGAGUCAUACUGCUUGUUGACUGGGGGAAACGAUGGGAAGGUGUUGCUCUGGGAUGUCAGCAGCGACAUUGGAAAGCAGCAGAAAAGUCCAGCAAAGUCAGUCCAUAAAAGGAAGGGCCAAGCAGCUGCCAGAAAAGACGGAAAGCUCAACAAAGUGGCUUCAAGUGAACGUGCUGGGAUUCUACCAAAGCUAACCAUUGAGCAUGGAGACAAGGUGAACUGGAUCAUGUGCACGGAGAUCAAAGGCUCCACGAGAGUAUUAGUUGCUGAUCAGAGUAGCUCGAUAUCUGUUUAUCCGCUGCCAGAGUCUUAGGCACCGAAACAGAAAAUUGUGGGGAAGAAUCAUUUCUCUGCAUUCAAAAUGCAAUUCCAGUUAAAUCUGUUGACAGUGAAAUGAACAACGAGGCCUCCUGCGUUCUCAGGAAUGGCCACGGAUUCGCUGUGCUCUCACAGAUGCUCACGAUGUCAUUGACCUGUGUUACAUCUCCAGCAGCUGGUGGUGCUCACUGCGGCUGUUUCUUGUAGGCUGGCCAUUAGUUCAUAACUGUAAGGACAGAACUGAAGUUGCAGGAAUAAACUGAACAGGGAAAUCCACUAUGCUAAAUGAGGAUGCUGCCCAGUAACAGAGAUGGAAUUGAGUUCCUUCUGCUUCAAACAAUUCCAGUGCUUUGUUUUACUUUCCCUAUUAAAUAGUGCCGCAGCCAACUUGAGCUGGAUCUCUUGGAAACAUGGUUUGCAUUCUUUUGCAUAUGAGACUAGAGAAGCCUUAACUUACUAGCAAGUAAUCGAGUUAGUAGCCAUUGUCAACAGUAAAGAAGAUGGGGAAAGUGUUGGCAUCUGUCUGCUGGGUCGGCCGUCGUCUGCAUUGAGUUGUUUUUCUCAGAGAGAAAAAUUGCUCUUAUGUCUGUCUUAAUAAAUGCUCUCUCUCGCUGCUCC
Messenger RNA from Coturnix japonica (Japanese quail), 1715 nucleotides. RefSeq names its product WD repeat domain 53 (gene WDR53). Gene Ontology annotation, molecular function: protein binding. The record is from RefSeq and is a predicted model, not a curated record. NCBI's taxonomy places the organism in Eukaryota, Metazoa, Chordata, Aves, Galliformes, Phasianidae.